CUUGUACCACGUGGCCCGGAAGUGAAGGGACCGAUGUGUUUCUGGAGUGCAGAAGUGCUUCGAUAACAUUCUGUUGGGUUCUGGAGGAUUUUCUGGUGGAGAAAAUGGAAACACUAAACAAACUGAAGCAGUUUGACGCUUAUCCCAAAACUCUGGAGGAUUUCCGGGUGAAGACGUGGGGAGGAGCGACCGUGACCAUCAUCAGUGGUGUCAUCAUGUUAAUCCUGUUUGUCUCAGAGCUGCAGUACUACCUGACUAAAGAGGUCCACCCUGAGCUGUACGUCGACACGUCGCGAGGAGACAAACUCAAAAUCAACAUCGACGUGAUUUUCCCUCACAUGCCCUGUGCCUAUCUCAGUAUAGAUGCGAUGGACGUGGCUGGUGAGCAGCAGCUGGAUGUCGAACACAACCUGUUUAAACAGCGGCUGGAUACAGAUCUCAAACCUGUCACCACUGAGGCAGAAAAACAUGAAAUGGGUGGAGCUGAUGAUGGGGAAACGUUCGACCCGAGCACACUGGACCCCAACAGAUGUGAGAGCUGCUACGGUGCUGAGACUGAAGACCUGAAGUGUUGUAACACCUGUGACGACGUUCGUGAAGCGUACCGGCGGCGCGGCUGGGCCUUUAAAAACGCUGAUACCAUCGAGCAAUGUAAGAGGGAAGGUUUCACGCAGAAGAUGAUGGAGCAGAAGAACGAGGGCUGUCAGGUUUAUGGUUUCCUGGAGGUCAAUAAGGUGGCAGGAAAUUUCCACUUUGCUCCAGGAAAAAGUUUCCAACAGUCCCACGUCCACGUGCACGCUGUGGAAAUACACGACCUGCAGAGCUUUGGAUUAGACAACAUUAACAUGACCCACCUGAUAAAACACCUGUCGUUUGGUAAAGAUUACCCCGGCAUCGUUAACCCUCUGGAUGGAGCAGACGUCACGGCGCCACAAGCAUCGAUGAUGUACCAGUAUUUUGUGAAAAUUGUUCCGACCAUCUACGUAAAAACAGACGGCGAGGUGGUAAAAACGAACCAGUUUUCCGUCACCAGGCAUGAGAAAGUUGCCAAUGGUUUAAUAGGAGAUCAGGGUCUGCCCGGCGUCUUUGUUCUGUAUGAGCUGUCACCCAUGAUGGUGAAAUUCACAGAAAAACACAGAUCAUUCACACACUUCCUGACAGGGGUUUGCGCCAUCAUUGGAGGCGUAUUUACAGUGGCAGGACUGAUCGACUCGCUCAUCUACCACUCGGCACAGGCCAUCCAGAAGAAGAUAGAGCUGGGCAAGGCGUCCUAACAGCGUCGCCCCCUGCUGGCAACGCAGACCGAGACGCUGAGAAACCAGAGGACAGAAACGGGCAGCGAGAAGGCGAGUUUGGGAGCAGGAGGAAGAACUUUGCCUUCUCUCCAUAGCUUUGACCUAAAAUAAACCGAGAGAGAAAUCAACAGAAGUUCCUCUGUGUCCCUGUUGUUGGAGAAAGUGGUGGAGCUCUUUGGAUUUUCCUCUCCACUCUUAGACUUGCUGGCAACAGGAGGGAGGACACAGACCUGGACUUCAGCUGUGGAGCAGAUGGGAGGACACCGUUCUCUGAAAGUUUGGAGCAGGGAGGAAAAGGAUGUCCUCCAUCCAUGCUUCAGCACUGGUCACUCAAUCACUACAUUCAGAAGUUUGGUAGAAGAUGUGAGGAGCAGCAGAGUCGAGGACUGAGUCACUUACCUCAUUUUACCUUGAUGAACAUUUUUAAAUAGAGAUAAUUUAAUCCAGCUUCUCUAAUCUAGACUAUGAUGAGUCUGGUCUGAUUUAAUCAAUAUUCUAUAUCUGCAGCAAAUCCCAUCAAAACAAACUGGCCUUGAAUAGUUCAACCUUUCAGUUAAGAUUGUUUUCCUCUGCAGCUCAGCAUUGAUCUGUUCUCUGCAGGAGCAUUAAGACACAUCAGAGACCCGCUUUAACGUCCGUCCUCCCUGUAGAACCAGAAGGUCUCCAUGUGGAUCUCCACAGGAUCUGUCAACAGGUCUUCAUCUGCUCAAAUCAGCACUAAAAUGCCCCCAUCUGUUUAUGUGGCAGCGUUUCUGGCCCACAUCAUGAUGCAGCCACCACCAUGCUUGACAGCUGGUCCAGUUGACUCAUGCAAACAUACUUGUUGUCCUUGUGACCAGACAGCUGAGUCUUUGUCUCAUUUGACCACCAAGCUUCUCUCCAGGAGACAUUUGGCAAGUCCAUGUGGACAGCUGCAGAGCCCAGUCCAGCAUGAGGUGGACCCAGGUGUUGAUAUAAGAGAAGGAGCUUCUUUCUUUCUUGGUCGGCACCUUCUCAGUCCCCGGUGAUGCUAAACUGACGUGACGUCCAUGUUCCAGUUUCCAGUUCAGGAUCUGCUCAAGCCUGGGUGGUCCCAGAGCUGUUCCUGGACAUCCGAACCAGCUUGUUUUCAUCUGAUGGGGACAGUUUGGGUCAGAGGAUUGAAACCCAGAUGCAGCUGGGUGUUUCAACAGAACAAUGAUCCUAAACACCCAUCAGAGCUGGUUUUGGAUAAAGCAGGCCAACAUUAAGCUUCUGGAGUGGCCCAGAUCUCGACUGUUUAUGGGCCGAUCAAAUCUGAGCUGACUUCCUAUGUUCUGGGAAACCUUCAGUCUAGGUGAGAAAACAUUAAAAGGACUAUUUGAGAUAUUUUUGGAUGAGGACCACCUUAGAUGGGGUUCUGUUUAAAGCUGCGGCACUUGGAGAACCAAACCUGGAUUGGAUUAUUCUGCCGUGAUUCCGGGUUUAUUUAAAGCCCAGUUCGUCAUUAGUGAAACUUUCACUUGUCUUUAGAGCUGAAUGUAACUCAAUGGAUAAAAAUCCAACUUUCAGCUCCUUCACCUGUAGCUGAGCACUGCUGGUCAGCUGGCUGAAACAUAUUUUGUUUACGCUUUCCGGCCCACGCUGGAUUUAACAUCUCUUCAGCUGCAGUCAUGAUGCCUCUCAGAGUUUCCUCAAAGCGUUGCUGCUUAGAACAGAAUCAAACAGAACCGGUUCCAACCCGCUGGAUGCAGAACCUCCUUCAUGUUUUAGCAACAGGAAAUCUGAUUU
Girardinichthys multiradiatus is the source of this 3044-nucleotide messenger RNA. It is a transcript of the gene ergic3, whose product is annotated as ERGIC and golgi 3. NCBI's taxonomy places the organism in Eukaryota, Metazoa, Chordata, Actinopteri, Cyprinodontiformes, Goodeidae. The record is from RefSeq and is a predicted model, not a curated record. The transcript has 14 exons. Bases 105 to 1274 code for a protein of 389 amino acids. Gene Ontology annotation, biological process: retrograde vesicle-mediated transport, Golgi to endoplasmic reticulum; endoplasmic reticulum to Golgi vesicle-mediated transport. Gene Ontology annotation, cellular component: endoplasmic reticulum; Golgi membrane; COPII-coated ER to Golgi transport vesicle.